GCAAUGAUCGCGUAACGUUUUAUAUGAUCGUGUCGGCUUUUAUUAACGGAAAAUCUCUACCAUAUAUGAAUGCGUAAAAGCACCUAGUUAAGGGAUCUCUCUGGGAAAACGACCAGGAAUUUCGUUAAUUUUGUUCUUGUUUUUAGUUUUUUGUGUGUUGUUGUUGUUCUUUUUUUAUUUAAACAGAUAAAUUCUUCACUUUUAAGGAGUUUUGCAUAAAAUUAAACUACAAACAAGCAAAAUGUUUUGCAAUAAAUUAUUUUAAGGUGGAUUUUCAUUAAGGAAAAUCCUUAGCACUAUUGCUUUAUGACAGCACAGCAGUGAAACGAAUACGAAGACAAUGUCCGCCGUUACAAAUACACAUAAAAUUAAUGGAAAUUUGAUUGUUAGUGCGAAUACUCCAACAUCUAAUAUAUCAAAUACAACCACAGCAGGAACUAUUACUACUACUACUUCCACAAAUAUAACACACAGUAAAUCCUUGACACCUAAUCCUCACCGUAAUCAAACACAUCAUCAUAGCUACCAACAGGAGCAGGAGCAACAACAACAGCAACUACAGAAAUCAUAUAAUAAUUUACAAGCAGCACAGCAACAACAUUCCUCAAAAUUAUCAACAGUGACAACGAAAUUGCAAGCACCACAACAACAUCAAAAACGUUCAUUAAUUCCAUCGGUGGCGUUACAGCAACAGCAACAACAACAUCAGCAACAAUCACAAACCAUAUCCAUACUUAAUACAACAUCAACCACGGCUACAGUUCCAACACAAGCCAACCAAUUGCAAACAAUAGCUACCAUACAUCAGCCUUCCUCACAGGCGCAACAACGUAACGCUCCCUCAACGCUAACAGAGUCGAAUAAUACAACUGCUGGAGGUGUUAGUGAAAAUCCUAUAACAAGACGUAACUUUUAUCAUUUACAAACCCUUAAAACUGCAGGCAAUAGUCUUAAAGCGCCCGCACAUUCUAUACCGCCACGCUAUCAACCACCACCACAACCGCAAAGUCAAUCAAAUCCCACUACUGGUAUUUUGAAAAACCUAAAUACACAAAGAUUAAGUAGCGGCGCAAAAACUGCCUAUCCUUCAUAUUUCUCAACUGAAACAACGGGAAAUCAUUUGAAUAAUCUUAAAUAUCCGCCAGAUAUUCCACAGCUUUCGAGUGUUUUCAUACCAGAUUCUUUGAAAAAUCCAACAAAUUCCUCGCGUUACAGUUUGCAACAACAGCGUCAGCAACAACAACAACAGCAGAAUAAUCAUCAGGCUCAAUUACAACAGCGUUUACGUAGCAUCAAUCAAACCACAACAAACGGACAUUCUACGCAACAGCUGUCAACGGCCGAACAACAGCAGCAACAACAUCAGGAUAUGUUGAAAUUUGUACGAAAACCCGAUCAAGAUCAUCCUUCACCAAAUGCUUCGGUUACAUCGAGUGGUACUGGUGGUGGUAUACCACCAGCAGCUGGUCGUUUAACAGCCGAACAAAAUCGUCAACUACAGUCCUUGAUAAAUGAGUUACGUUCGCUUAAGGAACAGAAUCAACGACUCAUGGAUGAUAAUCAAGAGCUGAGAGAUCUGUGUUGUUUUUUGGAUGAUGAUCGUCAAAAGGGAAGAAAACUAGCUAGAGAAUGGCAAAGAUUUGGCAGAUAUACAGCAAGUGUUAUGCGACAAGAAGUGGCUGCUUAUCAGAAUAAAUUACGUCAAUUGGAUGAUAAACAACAAGAGCUUAUCACCGACAAUUUGGAGUUGAAGGAAUUGUGUUUGUAUUUGGAUGAGGAGAGGGCCCAUAUAGCUGCCAACUCUAUAUGUGUUAAUUGUGGAGCUAGUACCCGUAAUACGUUGAGAGAUGAUGGUGAUGGUUCUAGUUCAAGUACGAAUGCUGAUGAGAAUAUGACCGCUUUGAGAAACUAUGAAAGUCAAUUGCCGGAUCUACACUUACGAUCAACACUGCAAGAUCAAACCCUACAGUACGUACGAUCCCUUGAACGACGUAUACAACAGCUGGAAAAAGAACGCAACGAUACCAAUGUGACAUCAAAAACCCCAACACCCACAGCAAAUAUACUAAGUCCCCAGCAGCAACGUCGUCAAAUACAAGCGCCGCAACAACAGACACCAUCAGCACAUUUAUCAGCCUGCCUAACAGCGGCAACGUCAAACACACACAACCAAAAAGCACCGCAACCAACAUCUGCCCUAAACGAUGCCUUAGUUGAUCCCAUUUCUGGACGUCCUGAAGCUGUAGUACGAGCUCUGCAAGUUUUAGAAGUACGCGAACAGUUAGAACGUGAUCGUUUGGGUAAUUUGACGGGACAAACUAUAGAUCAGAUGGACGAUGGUGAAAAGGCAUUAGUGCGAGAAAUGUGCAAUGUGGUAUGGCGUAAACUAGAGGGAAGUCCAAAUGGUCCCACUGCCUUGGAGACACUUUAGAAUUACGGUUUUAAUUUUAAACAUUCACUAUUCAUUACACAUUGACAUAAACAUAUUUCACACUACAUAUUUUUAUGAAUGUCUAGAUUGAACUUGUUUUUCUCUUUUGGAGAAAAAUUUAUGUUACAAUUUCUAUUUGAGAGUUUAGUGUUUUGAUGCCCCUACUAAGUAGUUUUAGUUUAGCAUUUGUACAAAAUAUUUAAUUUCUUUUCUCAUCCUAGAAUGCACUAAUACUUUAUACAUAUCUAAUACUUUUAAAUAUAAUCAGUUGUAAAAGUUUUAUAAAUCAGCUGACUUUCUCUCUGUAGCAUAUGAAUCUCUAAAGAGCAAGACUUGCUAAUUUUGUACUCUUAUCAGAGAGAAAAUGUCAGUGAAAUUUAAAAAUUUUUAACUGUUUGUAUUUGUUUUAUGUAAGCUUUAACAAUAAAAUUUUUCUAAAUAAGUAUUUAUGUAAGUUAUUAACUAAUACAUUCUUCUUUACAUUUCAAUAAAGACUUUAAUCGGUUAUAUAUUUUGACAAAUAUAUAAAUUUGAUUCGAUGUCUAAUUAUGUACAUUUAUUUAGUUUUUCUAAGCAUUUAACUAUUUUUUUCUUAUUAUUUUAUUAAUUUAUUUUUUAUAAAUCUUUUUUUGAAUAACCAGAAGAAAUAAAAAAACAUUCAU
Messenger RNA from Lucilia sericata (common green bottle fly), 3093 nucleotides. It is a transcript of the gene Ccdc85, whose product is annotated as basic-leucine zipper transcription factor A. The transcript is spliced from 5 exons. The record is from RefSeq and is a predicted model, not a curated record. Bases 341 to 2431 code for a protein of 696 amino acids. Lineage: Eukaryota; Metazoa; Arthropoda; Insecta; Diptera; Calliphoridae.